Molecule: messenger RNA, 767 nt
Organism: Andrographis paniculata
Lineage: Eukaryota; Viridiplantae; Streptophyta; Magnoliopsida; Lamiales; Acanthaceae
Exons: 2
Coding region: 117-767 (216 amino acids)
Biological process (GO): intracellular protein transport; endoplasmic reticulum to Golgi vesicle-mediated transport
Cellular component (GO): endoplasmic reticulum; endoplasmic reticulum membrane
Source: RefSeq, a predicted model, not a curated record
UACAGGUCAGGUAUGAUAAGGGCUUUCAGUCUCCCUCCCUCUCCUCUCCACCCUCACUCAUAGUCAUAGUCAUAGCUGUCUGUCAGAGAUCAAUCGCGAACCGAUUUCCAUUGAAGAUGCAGCUUCAAUUGCUGUUCGCUCUCAUAUUCGCGGAGAUGGCGACGAUCGUGGUGUUCCUGUUCCGAACUCCGCUGAGGAGGCUCGUUAUAAUCGUCCUCGACCGUACUAAACGCGGCCGCGGCCCAAUCGUCGCCAAGACGGUGGCGGCGAUUUUGUUCGCCGUCAUGUCGACCGCCGUCUACAAUGCGGCGGCCGUCCGGCGGCGUUGCCUCCUAGAAGGCGGCGAACUAAAUCCGACGGACCAUAUUCUCCUCGCUCGGAACCUUCUCGAAGCUUCUCUCCUCGGAUUCUCUCUAUUCCUAGCACUGAUGAUCGAUCGGCUGCACCAUUACAUCAGAGAGCUGCGCGUGAGGAGGAAGAAAAUGGAAUCUUUGAAGAAACAAACUCGAGUUUUCCAAGACAUUAAGCCUCCAGCAUCUGAGGAAAUCAUGGUACUGGAGCAAGAGGUGUCUAAUUUGCAGGGAAGAGUAAAGCAGCUGGAGGCACAAAUAGAAGACAAGACUAAAGAAGCUACCGGCGCCGAAGCCGACGCCGAGGCAUUAAAAAUGCGAUCGGAAGAGUUCCUUCUCGAAUAUGGCCGAUUGCUCGAGGAAAACCAGGCCCUCCGAAGCCAACUGCAGUUUCUUGAUCACAGGCAACCUGUGUAA